GUGGCUCUGAAGUUGAUGAGAGCUCGAGGAGUGAUGUGUUCCACGCGCUGCUCCUGUCCGCGCGCCUGAGCUGCUGUUGGUUGUUGUUCUUCUUGUUUUGUGCGUGGGGUUUUGGACCAUGGCGUGGUGUGACCGCGGGGUCCAGACGCUCCUGGCCAUCGUGGGCGCGUUCGCAGCCUUCAGCCUCAUGAGCAUCGCCAUCGGAACCGACUACUGGCUGUACUCGCGCGCCUACAUCUGCAACGCCACCAACGUGACCGCGGACGAGACCCAGCUGCAAACCAAGAAAGUGAAAGGGGAUCUCACGCACUCUGGGCUUUGGAGGAUCUGCUGUAUAGAAGGUAUCAACAAAGGCAGCUGCUUCCGGAUUAACCAUUUUCCGGAGGACAACGACUACGACACGGACAGCUCAGAGUACAUCUUACGGAUCGUGCGGGCCUCCAGUCUGUUCCCCAUCCUCAGCACUAUCCUGUUGAUGCUGGGAGGUCUGUGUGUGGCAGUGGGACGCAUUUACAGCAGAAGAAACAACAUCCUCCUCAGCGCUGGCAUCCUCUUCGUAGCUGCAGGUCUGAGUAACAUCAUUGGCAUCAUCGUGUACAUCUCGAGUAACGCCGGCGACCCCAGCGACAAGAAGGACGAGGACAAGAAGAACCAGUACAACUACGGCUGGUCGUUUUACUUCGGGGCCCUGUCCUUCAUCGUGGCCGAGUCUGUGGGAGUCCUCGCGGUCAACAUUUACAUCGAGAAAAACAAAGAGAACCGCUUCAGAGGCACACACGACUUUAUCAAAACCAACUCGUCCUCCUCACCGUACUCCCGCAUCCCGAGUUAUCGUUACAGACGGCGACGAUCCCGAUCAAGCUCCCGAUCCAGCAAUCCGUCCCGUGAGCCGUCUCCGGUCGGGAUGAAGACAGGUGGGGUUCUGGGGAUGGGGGACAUAUCGCUGUACUCACUCCCCCGAGACACUUUGAAGGGAGGGAGGAAGAACUCCAGCCACUAUAGUCCAGAGCAAGAGAGAGAGGGUUUUCUACAAGUGCACAACUGCUUUCAAAAAGACCUCAAAGAUGGAGUGAACAGAAGGACCACACCAGUAUGAGAAGUGCUUUACAUCUGCAGUUCUCCAGCAGUGAUUCGUGGAGAUGUUUUCGUAGGGCUGUGCAAUUAUUCCAAUUUUAAUUAAGACUUAGAUUCAGCCAUUUUGAAUUGUCAGUGAUACGCUUGAGAUCCAUUGCCAGUUCUUUGUCAGUAAAAAACAUGCGGUUUGGAGCAGAGUUCAGGCUUUGGAGUAAGAAAAACAGGAAAAGUCUGUCUUGUUUGUGUUCAAGAAAUUACUAUUAAAAGCAAUGUUUUUAAUAUGACUAAAUGUAAUCCAAUAGAGAACUAUACCCAGCUCUAUGUUCUAUAUUUGAGCUAUAGGAAGUAUACAGCCAGUCUCUGUAAAGUUUUUUUUAUCAAACCUUUAUUUAACCUUUCUUGUAGGCCUACAUGUUAUUAGUGGUAUGGCAACUAUACGCAAACACAGGGAGAACAUGCAAACUCUGCACAGAAAAGCACCACCUGUUCAUUUAUACCACAGUGCCACCUGAAUAAUCACUCAUUGAUAAAUAUUACUAUGAUGUUUACUUUGGCAGAUCAGUUUGAAUGAAGAACACAGCUCGAACCGUAAAACCAGAAACUGAACGACAGAGAAAACGCUCGUUUAGGCAAUCAAAAGACUCUCUAUUGUUGUCUUUGGAAAUUUUAUGUGCAAACAAUAUGAUCUAACUUGACUAUAGAGUUUUGGAUCAGACCGUAGACUGUAUAAAGAAGUGGACUAAGCGAGUGCGACGUCACCCAUAGCGUUUAGCUCCAGUCGAAUGAAGUUAUAGCGGUGAUUUUGGAGCCGAAAUCCAUAUUUGGAAUUCCGACCAUGAGUAUCAUAGCAACCAAAGAGCCAAUCCGGAGCGUGGACGUUGAAGGUAACACCCCUUCCCACACACAACGCUGGUUUAGCUUAGCAACGCUGUCAAUCAAACCUGUUGCUAACACUUAUAGGAUUGACCUCGGGGAAAGAAGGCGUUAUUAAUGUUCAUAUCUUAAUUUAUGGACAAAAUUGUGAAAUAAAAACACAAAAGGACCAAGUAGCGCGGAUUAAUACAAACAUUUUAAGCCCAAAAUGACGAGCCUGACAGCAGCAGUUACAGAGAGAAAGGUGACGGUUUUGCAAUAGAAAGUGAAUUGGAGCCAGAGUUGAUGGAGCCGAGAGCGUGCCCAUGCUCACUUUGGAUUUGAAAUGUGGCGGCUAGCAGUUUAGCUAUGUCCAUUUAUAUAUACAGUCUAUGGUACAGACGCAAAUCAGUCAUUUAUGCUUUUUUAAAUUGUCCCCUCUGCUUUAAUGUUACUUGUUAAAACGUGUUGUGAAUAAUUUCUCACUUUGUUUAGAUCACAUGUUUUGUCGGUAGUGGAUGUUUUAAGCCUACAAGACUUUAUUCUGUAAAUGCCUCAUAUGUUUUUGUGACAAAUUUUCCCAAUUAUAAUCCAGAUAUUAACAGAGAAAAAAACAAUAACCAGGUUGUUGGUUUGACACAGUUUUUUUUAUUUGAAAUGCACUGAAUUCUCCCUCAUACAAAUCACUGUAGAGUUUUGCUGAAUUUUUGCGCUUGACUUUUUUACAGUGCACAUACAGAUCACAUGACCACUAUAUUGUACCAGUGUGUUCUUCAGAGCAACAAAAUAUUGGGAAUGUGAAUAUGGGGUUUUAUAUGAUGCAAAAGUGUGUGUUUUGAUAUUGUCGAGCUCUAAAGUGCUGUCGUCUUUUUCUUAUUCUAAGUGGUGCUAACUCCUCCUGCACACCUUUGAUCGUCUUAAGCCUCCUCAACUGCCAUUUCUGUAGCACUAACUGUGAGUGUGACGGUUUAUUAAGUGUUCUCUUUGAUCACUGCCACAUUGGGACAUGUUCUAUCUGUAAAUACAGUGAUGUAGAGUCUUUUGUACGCUCAGGGAUGACGUACAAGCCAAUCACUCCACUUAUAGACAUGUGGAGCUUAUUUAAGCUGUGCCAUACUGUUACUGUGUAGAGGAGAGGUGAGAACACGCUGUGGCUGUUAAUUAACUUUUGCUUUUCCUGUGUUCAUGGCUUUUGUGUUCAGAGGUAUGUCUGAUGCUGGUUUUGUCAUUUUGAAAAACAGUUUAUAAUGCCACAGUGUUAACCCUUUGUAUUUAUUAUGUUCACAUGUACUCCAAGUAUCUAUUCUGUGCAACUUCGUUCAACAAUAACAAGUUUUUCAAAUG
Molecule: messenger RNA, 3270 nt
Organism: Periophthalmus magnuspinnatus
Lineage: Eukaryota; Metazoa; Chordata; Actinopteri; Gobiiformes; Gobiidae
Product: voltage-dependent calcium channel gamma-4 subunit-like
Exons: 4
Coding region: 119-1096 (325 amino acids)
Biological process (GO): regulation of AMPA receptor activity; neurotransmitter receptor transport, postsynaptic endosome to lysosome; positive regulation of synaptic transmission, glutamatergic
Cellular component (GO): voltage-gated calcium channel complex; postsynaptic density membrane; AMPA glutamate receptor complex
Molecular function (GO): channel regulator activity; voltage-gated calcium channel activity
Source: RefSeq, a predicted model, not a curated record